AUGCCCGCCCCCGAGAUACCAAACCUUUUAAAUUCUCUCCGCAGCGCUCGAGGAGGCCGUGGCCGUGGCCGUAGUAGAGGACGAGGAGGUCACGCCUCAUCAGCUGUUACUCACGAUGCUACCAUCCAAGGCACUGAUACUGAUGCUUCAGUGUCGAGGCUGAGCGCUGUUGAUUUGGGGUAUCUUUAUGAUCCGUAUGCCCAGUACUUUGUGCAGAGUGGCGAUGGGCCUGUGGCAAGACGACUUCCUAUAAUCAAUCGAGGUGUGCUAGGCUACAUCGUCAUGGCCCCCAAUGUAUGUAUACUCACACCUUUUAUAGGAACAUAUACCCGCACUAUUUCUCUGGACACUCUCAUCGAGUCGUUUCUGGACGGCGAUAAAGACAGUGAACAAGGCGCAGGGCUGAAACAGAUUGUAUCCUUGGGGGCUGGUACUGAUACAAGGCCUUUUCGACUGUUCUUUUUAGAGUCACGCGCUGGGCUGGUCUAUCAUGAGCUUGACUUUGAAGUUGUCACCUCAAAGAAAUUGCGGACUGUACAAGCUACCCCCAAGUUGAGAAACAUAUUGAAAGAUGCUACUCAGAUAACCGAACAUUCGUGGUCAGCUAAACCCACUGGAUGCGAAUAUUACUGCCAUGGUCAAGACCUGAGAGGUUUCUCUCAAUCAAAAACACCAAAAGAGGAAGAUGAGACAGAAACAACGACGAACGAAGUAUCUAUCCCCGGUCUGCUGACCGAUAUCCCUACGCUACUACUCUCAGAGUGCUGUCUCUGCUAUCUCACCACCACCGAAGCCUCAGAUGUACUCAACUUCUUCAGCUCACGGAUACCCAACCUCGGCACAAUCAUCUACGAACCAGUCCGCCCAGACGACGCCUUUGGAAAGAUGAUGGUGUCAAACCUGGCAGCGCGUCGCAUCCAAAUGCCCACUCUUCAGAUGUACCAGACACCGCAAGACCAACGGGCGAGAAUGAGCAAAGCUGGGUUUGAAAAGGUGUAUCAUAUGACGAUUGAGGAUAUCUGGCAGAAUUGGGUGUCGGCGGAUGAAAAGCGGCGUGUGGAUUCGCUGGAGGGGCUGGAUGAGGUUGAGGAGUGGAAGUUGUUGGCGGCGCAUUACAUCGUUGUCUGGGCUUCGAAGGGAGAGGGGUUUGAAAGUUGGGACAGUGUAUGA
Fusarium musae is the source of this 1170-nucleotide messenger RNA. It is a transcript of the gene PPM1, whose product is annotated as carboxy methyl transferase for protein phosphatase 2A. Gene Ontology annotation, biological process: C-terminal protein methylation. Lineage: Eukaryota; Fungi; Ascomycota; Sordariomycetes; Hypocreales; Nectriaceae. Gene Ontology annotation, molecular function: protein C-terminal leucine carboxyl O-methyltransferase activity. The coding region runs from base 1 to 1170 and encodes 389 amino acids. The transcript has a single exon. The record is from RefSeq and is a predicted model, not a curated record.